AUGCUUCUCGCGCCGCCAUGGAAUCCCCCCCCAGGCAUCGCUGCCUUAUUUGUUAUCCGCUUCGAUAUCAGGACCGGAUACGUGGUCUCAUGGAAACGAACGACCGGAGUUGACGUCGAAGGCGUGGUCGAAUACAAGUCGCUGCCCUCCGGCCUACACAACGUGAAGGAUGAUCUGGUCUAUUUCGUCCAUGACCAGUAUGCCGGGAUCAGCUCAUUCCUUAACCAGCCCGCCGCCGAGGCGGAGCGCAAUGCGAAGAUGUUCGCAAUCGGCGUCCUCGUCCCUUUGAGCUCUGGAAGACUCGGGAAGAGUUGGCGACACGCUCCAAGAUUGAGAGACUUGACGCUGAAAUACGCCGCCGAUAUGUCGAAUGAACAACCCUUGUCCGAUUACUGGGAUGCAUUUCAGAUCGGAGGACCUGAUUCUUCUGCUGCCGAUUCGCCGGUCGACUCGCCAGUGAGCCUUCGCUUCCGACCGGGCGACCGACCGGACAGCCUGUCGCGCAGUCGCGCUUUUAGCGACGCAAUGGUAUUGGAGACCUUCAGGCCGGCCCUGACACCAUUCCAUCCGGCUUCAUCGCUUCCCGAUUUUCUCGAUUGCUUUGGUCCUUUGAUCUUUCCUCUAUACCGCGCCGCGCUACUGCGCAAACGCAUCCUUUUCAUGAACGAAGCACCAGUUCAUAUACCAUGCAAUUAUGUAUAUGACCUAUCGUUGCUAGCAUCUCUUCCGAAUUCUCUAUUACAAGAACUCCCGUCCGGAUACACACCACCGCUUCGGCCCCGCCCCCUCUUCAACGUUGGUAUACAUGAUAUUCCUCACCUUGCAUCCUUCGACACGACCAGAUCGAGUCAAGAUCCGGAUCAGGACCCCAGUUGGAUUGCCUGCUCCACCGACAGUGUCCUGACUAUGAAGCCUGAGCUUUACGAUGUCUUGGUUACUCUUCCACCCGCCCAUUCCCAGCAUGCUACUGAGCGAGUCUUCCCUCAGAUUAGUUUGAUGCAUCCUUCAAGUGGCAAGCAGAACUCAAAGCAGACCUUCCUUCUUAAGGCCACACAACGCGAUGCCCGGCGCUAUGCGAUGCUUCGCAGAGGCUUACGACAUUUCGCCGCCGACCGUCCUACGUCCCCGGAGACCGAGGACUCAUCUGACAGUGACUCUACAUAUUCCUCGAGCCCAGUUGUCGAGCCAAUCUCGUGGACCCGACUUGCUUACAACUCUUUCAUCUGGUGGGCUUCCGCCGGCGAACAUCGCGAUGGACUCACCGAAGAGGAAGAGGAGCACCAGAUCGAACAAGACGCACGACUUCUGGCAAGCGUGGAAAGUCUUGCAUACCCAGCCCCCAACUCCACAACCCGUCGUUCAUUCCAUGGCGAGGAGAGUGGCCAAGAGCCACCGGAAGUUGCUCUGGUAGCCUACUUCCGUCGUCUGACAACGCAGAUAUUCUACACCUUGGCCGGGGCCAUUGCGCGUCACGACUCUGAAUCCGGUGAAGAUUGUAUAGACGCUUACCAUGAUUCGCCGUAUCUCGAUGAUAUGGAGAACGACGACACGGAUCUAUCGCUUUCCAUGUCGCGACAGUCCAUUCAAACCGACGAUGACAACGCCCCCCUGCUGCGGCAGCGAUCAAAUGUGAACCACACUAGCCAAAACAAUGACUGGGAAGAGCAAGGUGAGCCAGACAGCGAUGGCCCAGUCACCAUCACGAUUGCCGAUAUGGCAGAGAUGGGUCUAGACGUGUGGAGCGCCACGGACCGGAUCUUUGUCGAGGAGCUCGUUACGCUCUGGUGGGGACGUCAGGCGCAUGUGGACAGUGCACGAAUUCGCUGCUGUGGAAUUUCAAUCCUAUAG
Penicillium cosmopolitanum is the source of this 1848-nucleotide messenger RNA. RefSeq lists its product as uncharacterized. Bases 1 to 1848 code for a protein of 615 amino acids. The record is from RefSeq and is a predicted model, not a curated record. The transcript is spliced from 6 exons. Lineage: Eukaryota; Fungi; Ascomycota; Eurotiomycetes; Eurotiales; Aspergillaceae. Gene Ontology annotation, cellular component: lipid droplet.